AUGAAAAGGCGACCAAAAUCGACACAAAAUGUAAUCUCUGCGAGCAAAAUAUAUGUACCUUACGAAACGUGUAUAUUGUCCACAGGAUCCUAUGCAUUUAUACCGCCGAUUCCUGGUUGGGAUAAACCUGGUGUAUUUGUGUAUUGUACCAUCAAAGAUUUGACCGAUAUCAUAAGUUAUACUCCAUUAUUGAUGGCGAGACAAUUGGAUACCGUAGGAGGAAAGUGCUUCAAAAAAAUUGAAAACUUGGAAUCAAAUGUAUUCUCAGUUAUUCGUCCACGUGACGAGCUCGCUAAGGCAUCGGGGCUUUCAACACACAACGCGAUGGAGUACUUGUUGAUGCGGUAUGAUUUAUUGACUAACUUGGCCACAAAUGGUGAUAAAAGAUUCUUGGGAGGUGAUUUGUCAAGCAAACUUAAACUUUUGGGAAUGGAAAUACUUGAUGAUUGUACCUUGGUCGGUGAUACUGAUGAUUAUGUCAAACUUCACGCUCUUAUGAAAUCAAAGAAAGUUUUAACCGCCCUUCCUGGUGAACUUAUCCUUGAUGUUAAAAAUGGACAAGCUCCGAACUCCCCGAUAAAACUCAAGUGGAGGCAUUUGUAUUAUAUUCCGUUAAAUUAG
Messenger RNA from Funneliformis mosseae, 621 nucleotides. The record is from the annotation of a GenBank genome assembly. Lineage: Eukaryota; Fungi; Glomeromycota; Glomeromycetes; Glomerales; Glomeraceae.